Molecule: messenger RNA, 300 nt
Organism: Orycteropus afer afer
Lineage: Eukaryota; Metazoa; Chordata; Mammalia; Tubulidentata; Orycteropodidae
Gene: NICOL1
Product: chromosome unknown C4orf48 homolog
Source: RefSeq, a predicted model, not a curated record
UCCCUCCGCUCGGCCAUGGCCCCCUCGUCCCCGUGCAGGUCGCUGAUGUGGCCGCUGUUCCCGCUGCUGCUGCUGCUCGGUGCCGCGCUGCUGGGCGCCCAGGCCCGCGCGGAGCCCGCCGCCGGGAGCGCCGUCCCCGCCCAGAGUCGUCCGUGCGUCGACUGCCACGCCUUCGAGUUCAUGCAACGCGCCCUGCAGGACCUGCGGAAGACGGCCUACAGCCUGGACGCGCGGACGGAGACCUUGUUGCUGCAGGCGGAGCGCCGGGCCCUGUGUGCCUGCUGGCCUGCCGGGCGCUGA